Molecule: messenger RNA, 805 nt
Organism: Schizophyllum commune H4-8
Lineage: Eukaryota; Fungi; Basidiomycota; Agaricomycetes; Agaricales; Schizophyllaceae
Product: ras-domain-containing protein
Exons: 6
Coding region: 58-690 (210 amino acids)
Molecular function (GO): GTPase activity; GTP binding
Source: RefSeq, a predicted model, not a curated record
CGCGCCGCCGCCGUCUCGCCUCGUGCUCCUUACCUCCCGCUCUCUACGCCCUCCGCGAUGGACUCGCCUGCGACUGCCGACUUCUCCUCCUCCCCGCCAAAGCGCACGAAGAUCGUGCUUCUCGGCGACCAGAGCGUCGGGAAGACGAGCUUGAUUACUAGGUUUAUGUACGACACGUUCGACAACACGUACCAGGCGACCAUCGGCAUAGACUUUUUGAGCAAGACUAUGUAUCUGGAGGACCGAACCGUACGAUUGCAGCUAUGGGAUACUGCAGGCCAGGAACGAUUCCGGUCGCUCAUCCCAUCCUACAUACGUGAUUCCUCUGUCGCCAUAGUCGUGUUUGACAUCACAAAUCGCCAAUCCUUCCUGUCCACGUCAAAAUGGAUAGACGAUGUACGGUCAGAGCGAGGGAACGACGUGAUUAUCGUCCUUGUUGGCAAUAAGGCCGACCUUUCCGACAAGCGACAAGUCACGCUGGAGGAGGCGACCGCGAAGGCGCAGCAGCUGAACAUUAUGUUCAUGGAGACAUCGGCGAAGGCGGGGCACAACGUGAAGAGCUUGUUCAAGAAGAUCGCCAUGUCCUUGCCUGGAAUGGACAAGGAAGGCCAAUCAGACGCAAACACCAAGAUCGAUGUGUCGACAGCCCAGACGGGGGAAGUACCGGAAGCGUCGCAAUGCCAGUGCUGAGCUUUAGUAGUCUCGGUGUCGGCGUGUACUCCCCUUCUUCUCUGUGGAUACCUUUCUUCUUUUGCUUUGCAUCCGGAGUUCACCUUCUCGUUAAUACAUUCAUUUGCUCCUCUCA